This is a messenger RNA of Psylliodes chrysocephalus, 552 nucleotides long. Lineage: Eukaryota; Metazoa; Arthropoda; Insecta; Coleoptera; Chrysomelidae. The record is from the annotation of a GenBank genome assembly.
AUGCAAACGAAUUCGACACCAUACGCAGAGAAACUUUACAGUGAGAUGACAACAAAAUUCCCAGAACUAAGAAUCAAAACCGUUCAGAACAUCCUGGAUCAAAGAAGACAACUCUUUAUAAAAAACAGAUUAGAUCAACAAGUAAUAAGGAAUAUCAGAGCCGAAGUAGAGCUAGAAUUAGGAAUCACCCCAACUCAGGAGGUAGAGCCGGACGGUAGGAAUAGACACCCACCACAAAACGCAGAACUAUCAGCGGAAGACCAGGAAGCCCUAGACGCCUUAAAAGAAGCUCUAGACAAAUACUCUGGAAUGGAUCCUGCAUCAAGACCAAAUAUUCCAAAAAUUAGGAAUGACCGCGCUGAUGAGACAAACGUCCACCUUCAGAAGAACACGAAGGGCGAAGCUGGUUGCUGUCACUACUCUACGACCUCCUACAACCACCAGGACUCUAAGCGAUCACCAGGGACGGUACUAUUUUCACACGAGUUACCGGGUGCAAUACCACCUCAGCACCGUUUGGACAAGGAAAGACCAAAAUCACCACACUCCUGA